AUGCUUCGACCGCGCGCCACGAUGGAUUCGUUCGAGCAAGAGAUGCUGAUCUCCUCUUGGACGAGAGAGUCCGCAAAGAGAGAGCUGCGGCGCGCCAGGGCGCUGUGUCGCGAGGUGCAGACCGAGGCAAUGUCGGUCUCCAGAGGCUCGCCGAAGGUCACAGAGCGAGGCGAGGUAGGCGAUAGCAAGUCUGAUGUGCCAGACGAGAGCAGGGCAGACCCGGGGACGGGGGAGCAGACGGCAGUGCCAGACGAGAGCAGGGCAGACCCGGGGACGGGUGAGCAGACGGCAUCGGCCGCCAUAUAA
This is a messenger RNA of Emiliania huxleyi CCMP1516, 306 nucleotides long. RefSeq lists its product as hypothetical. Lineage: Eukaryota; Haptophyta; Isochrysidales; Noelaerhabdaceae. The record is from RefSeq and is a predicted model, not a curated record. The coding region runs from base 1 to 306 and encodes 101 amino acids. The transcript has a single exon.